UCUACUGUAGCUUCCGGUAAAAACAAUCUUUACCCGGUUGCUAAAAUCUAAUAACUAAUAGACUCAUUUAUUUUAUAGGCUAUAGUCUAGAUCUAAUCGAGUAUACUGGAGUCUAGCUAGAUCUAGGUCUAUUACUUGUCUAGACCAGACUAGACUCGUAGUCUGUUGUCAGAUUUAUUAUUUUCUAACUACAAAAAUCAAAUGAGUAUGAAUACUGGUGAAACUGAAAGCAAAACAGAAAAUCAAAAUGAAAACUCAGACUCAGAAAAAGAGAAGAGGACUGCACACACAGCUGCUUUAACAUUAGGAAUCCUUUGUAUAGUCGUUGGCCUUCCAUUGUGGUGGAAAACAACAGAAGUGUACAGAUUUAGUUUACCAUACUCGGACAUUCAACAUUUGUCAGACAAAAAGAUAGAAUAUCUAAUAGAAGCUGAAGUUAUAUGGGCUUCCCCUGUGAAAAAAGAUGCACUAUUUCUUACUGACUUAGCACAGCAUUUAAAUAGAUUUCUAGGAAUUCAACAGCACCAUGCAUCAAGGCUGUCUUCAAUAUUUCGAGUUUCUGUACGUGAAGGAGAAACAUCAGAACUGGUGGCAAUUCAGAAAGUUACCAAAUUGGCUGAUUUAGAAAAUAUUUUAUCAUCUGAUAAUCUCAACAAGUAUAACAUAGUUGUUGUAAAGGAGUCCAGCAUCAUUACUCAGCCUCUCAUAGCACCUAAAAACUGUAUCUUUUUACCUUAUAAUGGGGCAGAUGUGAAUGGCUUAACUGCUCAGAUUGCACAUUUGCUUCUAGAUGUCAGUAGAAAUAAUGAUGUUGCAAAAAGCAUGGAAACUGCACAGGGUCUUAAACUACAGAGACCUGAUAAAGAUAUUAUGAGGUCAUUCAGGUAUCAUGCUGGUUAUGACCUGACAUUUACAUUAAUGGUGCCAGAACCAGAGCAGAUGAAUGUUGACUGGACCAUUGAACAAGGAAUUGAAGAUUAUUUAAGUCCUUUAGUAAAAUCACUUGAAGAGUAUACUCAGAUCUCUGUGACAUCUCAGAUUCUGUAUUUAGUCAGUCUAGGUGGGAAACCUAAAAACAAUGAUGGCUUUUAUUUUUAUUCCAAACAAGAUUUACCUCAUGUAAUUAAUCCACUGGAAACAAAAUUAGGAUCUCAUGCCUCCAACAACCCAGGAUUAAAUUUUAUUGUUUGUAUUCCUGCAAGAGACAAAAGUCCUUUGCAUUUGGUGGACAACAAUGGUGUACCUAUUGCAAGCAAUGCUUUUCUCAGCCCUCGAUGGGGUGGUAUAAUGAUCUACAACAUUGAUACAGUCAACAGUAGCUCCCAUCAAUCUUCUCCAGUAGAUGUAGAUAUACACAGAGUUAUGGAGGUGUUUGUCACACAGCUGAGGUUACUGUUAAACAUACAUCCCCAGUGGAUGACAAAUGAUCUAAUGGUCUUGAAUACUGGUAGUUCUGAACUUCAUAUGUGGGAACUAUCUGGGUGGUUGAGGUGUCGAUGUGUUGAGAAUCUUGUGACUGCCACAUCUACACUGCAAUCUUUGGCAAAGCUGCUAGAGGAGAUAGGAAAUAUUGUUAUCAAUGAUGAAAUAGGCAAAGAGGUGGAAGCUGCUGUAGCAGCUAUUGAAGAAAGUCAACUUUUGUUAAAAAAUGGAAAGUUAAAAGAAGCAUUUUUGGCCUCAAAAGCAGCUUUCAAUGCAUCAGAAUUAGCUUUCUUUCAUCCUUCUUUGCUAGAGCUCCUCUAUUUUCCGGAGGACCAAAAGUUUGCCAUUUACAUUCCCCUGUUUUUGCCUAUCAGCAUCCCCGUUGUUACUUCAGUCAUCCAAGCUUUGCGGUGGUUUAAACAACAAAAGAAACUUAAAAGUGACUAACUCAUUUGUUGUAUUUGUUGUUUUUUUUAGUUUUGGUACAUAUUGUGCCUCUCAUUUCAUUAGUUUAUCAUAUUUAUUUAUUUCUCAUACUGUUGUUUUGAAAAUGCAUUCAGAAUAUUUAUCUGAGUGUAUGUGUUACUACUACAUUAAGUGUGUAUGUUUUUAUAUGAGAUUGUUAUUUUAUAUAUUAAUGAUGUUUUUAUGCACAUUUUUUUUAUUUCUUUCUGAUUUAAAAUUUACUUGAAUAAAAAAAUGAAAUAUA
Biomphalaria glabrata is the source of this 2131-nucleotide messenger RNA. RefSeq names its product GPI transamidase component PIG-S-like. Gene Ontology annotation, cellular component: GPI-anchor transamidase complex. Gene Ontology annotation, biological process: attachment of GPI anchor to protein. NCBI's taxonomy places the organism in Eukaryota, Metazoa, Mollusca, Gastropoda, Planorbidae. The record is from RefSeq and is a predicted model, not a curated record. The coding region runs from base 202 to 1869 and encodes 555 amino acids. The transcript is spliced from 14 exons.